CGCUUUGCGCCCGUAUAUAUACAAGGAUCGCUUUGCGCCCGUAUCUAUACAAGGAUACAAGGUCGCUUUGCGCCCAUACAAGAAAAAGAUAUAAUUACCAGAGGCGAAUGGCUUAGUGAUACACGUAUAAAUAAUUUCCAACGACUUUUACAAAGUUGUUCAAAUUAUAGACCUGUUGAUACAGUGCUAAUACAGCAUCCUGAUUCAAUAGAACCCAUAUCGAGAAAUAGAAAGCAUAUCCAGAUACUACAUAGUUCGUUGGGAGGAGGACAUUGGGUAUGUAGUUAUUAUGAUACAAAAAACAUAUGUAUUUACGAUUCUUUAAAUAAUAAAAUGUUACAUGAGCAUCAUAAACAAUUCUUGACGAAAUUAUUCCCAACACAUGACUUUAUCAAGUAUCCUGUCAAAUUUCCUACUGUGCAAAGUCAACCCAACGGUAGUGAUUGCGGUAUUUUCGCAAUAGCUUUUGCAGUUUCAUUGUUAUUUAACAUCAAACCAGAAAAAGUAAGAUAUGAUCACAGCUUAAUGCGUUUGCAUUUAAUAAAAAUUUUUGAGACAAAUAUUAUUGAGCAUUUUCCUCAAGAUUUAAACUAUGACGUUCCUCAGAAAGUGCUUCCAUUAGCAGUGGUAAGAGCAAGACAAGUUGAAGCGGCCCGUAUACGUAUAAAACGUCAAUAUGAAAAGGAAUAUGACAUAUUGAAUCAAGUAAAAGAAGCACAAAAUUCUCAGCAAUGUAUGCAUAAUUUGGAAAAGAAUCAUGCUAAGAGGAAUAAACAGCGGCGUCGAUAUGAACAGGAGUUAGAGAAUAAUCGUGCUGAACAGCGGCGUCGAUAUGAACAGAAUUUAGAGAAUAACCGUGCUAAACAGCGGCAUCGAUAUGAACAGGAUUUAGAAAAUAAUCGUGCUAAACAGCGGCGUCGAUAUGAACAGAAAUUAGAGAAUAAUCUUGCUGAAAAGCGGCGUCGAUAUGAACAGAAUUUAGAAAAUAAUUGUGCUGAAAAGUGGCGUCGGUAUGACAAGAAUUUAAUAAAAGAACGUGCGCAAAAACGAAAACGUUAUUUCAUAAAUUCUGAACGUGAACGAGAAAGACAAAAAGAAUUAUCUUCUGAUCGUAAGUGGCUUUAUAAUAAGCGAUAUUAUCAGAAAAGAAAGUCUAAUUCGAUACUUGAGAAUAAAAAUAAAAAUCAUGUUACCGAAAAUAUUUGUAAAAAAUAUGUCAAAAUUCGAGUGAGGAAUUUUAUAAAAAUUCGCGAUUCUCCGGAAGUAUUCGUAAAAAAUAUUUUAGACAAGCUCAAUAUUACAGAUUGCAGCAAAGGUUAUAUUGAAAAAUGAUUAGAAGUUGAAAAAGUCAUACGCUGGUGUAUGCAUCUAAGAGACAGCUAUAUUCGUAAUAUACAUAAAAUGUUAACUCUGCUUAAAAACAAAUCAGAAACAUGUUUGACUGUUGUUGCAGAAUGUUCUACAGUUGAUGACAAAUUACGUGCGCUGUGUGGCAUAUCUAGACAUACAGCUUCGUCCGAAAAUUAUUUUGUUGAUUCGAUUUAUCACGAUAUAAUUUCAUCUGAAGUCAAUAUAAGGGAGCAUCUAAUAAUAAAUAUGAAAGGACAGACUGAAAAUAUAUUACCCUUGAUGGAGGGAAA
This is a messenger RNA of Ooceraea biroi (clonal raider ant), 1640 nucleotides long. RefSeq names its product eukaryotic translation initiation factor 3 subunit A-like. The record is from RefSeq and is a predicted model, not a curated record. Lineage: Eukaryota; Metazoa; Arthropoda; Insecta; Hymenoptera; Formicidae.